Molecule: messenger RNA, 330 nt
Organism: Linnemannia hyalina
Lineage: Eukaryota; Fungi; Mortierellomycota; Mortierellomycetes; Mortierellales; Mortierellaceae
Source: the annotation of a GenBank genome assembly
AUGACCUGGAUGAUCAUAUCGGGGCUCGAGCAACGACUCGGAACCAAGCAGGAAGAGGACGACGAGGAGGAUGACGCUUCGAAGAGGAUUCAUAGGUGUUUUGGUUGCUCUGUCGAUCAUUGCGCUUUGGACUCGGUACUCGCCUCAUCAGUCAGGACUUUCUAUUGCUGUGACUCCCUUGACGACACGAGUGACAAUGACUACUGGACGUACGAUUCUGACAAGAAGAUCUUGCCACCGAGGCCUUACGCGCCAGACGAGAAGUACUUUAUCCACGAGUACAGCCCUUGGCUUAGCUUCAACAACAUGAGGUACUGCUGUUACAUCUAA